This is a messenger RNA of Leptinotarsa decemlineata (Colorado potato beetle), 3438 nucleotides long. It is a transcript of the gene Unr, whose product is annotated as cold shock domain-containing Unr. Lineage: Eukaryota; Metazoa; Arthropoda; Insecta; Coleoptera; Chrysomelidae. The record is from RefSeq and is a predicted model, not a curated record. Gene Ontology annotation, molecular function: nucleic acid binding.
GGCAACCAAUGAGGUGAAUUCUUUUGACGGUUUUUGUUUUCUUGUAGCAUGUUGACAUUCAACAUGGCGGCAUGUCGUCAGUGCUGUGCUGUGUCGUGCUUGUGUAACUAACAACCUCAAAAUUUAGCAUAGAAAAUUCGAAGUAACCAGUAUCCUGCGCAACCACUGGCCUUGAUAAAAAUUAUGAGCAUACAGCACAAUACGCACCCAGCACGCAUUGAAGACAUCUGAGGAUUUUUAUUUAAUUUUUCAUUCGUUCAUACAAAUUUUGAGUGACUGGAUUGUAUUUUUUAUAAUUCGAUUGUUUUUCUUUAUGAAGUAUUGUGAACUUGUUGAUGCCAGUUGCAUAUAUUGUAUAUUGCGAAUCGAAUCAUUUUUAAAGUGGGUAUUUUUUUGAAUAAUUGCUCGGUAUCGGCUGCCAUAAUUGACUCUGUGCGGUAUUUGUUCUAAAAAUACCGAUUAACCAUUCUGUGAUAUUCACUACACUUAAGAAACGAUAAGAAGAAGUGUGAAGAAGCUAAAUCAUUGUACCGAACUGAAAACAUGUCCACGAAUCCUCAGUGGAAAUCCUUCCAGCCGCCUCCCGACACAAAUCAAGACAGCAGCAUUUUAGAUUUCAAGCCUAUGACUAGUAACGCAAACAAGCCUUCUCAAUCAUACAGUUUCAAUCGAUCAACUUCAAGUUCUCGUUUUGGUGAUUUUCCGUUGCUGCAAGACAAGUCUUCACCUUACAACAACGGCCUGUACGGCUCCUCAAGCACGACACACGCAUCACCACGUUUUCCCAUCGGAACAUUUUCCAUCGACACAAACAAUGUUUACAACAGCAGUGGCGACAAUUCAAUGAACAACAGCAGUAGUAUGUAUUCGAAUGGAAACAGCAGCAGCAGCGUCAGCUAUAACAAUGACUCUUCCAAUUCCUCAAAUUUGGGUACCAGAGAGACUGGGAUCAUAGAGAAACUUCUGCACUCUUAUGGAUUCAUCCAGUGUUGUGAGCGUCAAGCACGUUUAUUUUUUCACUUCAGUCAGUUUAGCGGUACUAUUGAGCACUUGAAAAUUGGAGAUCCUGUUGAAUUUGAAAUGACAUAUGACAGACGAACUGGUAAACCCAUAGCCAGUGCAGUUACCAAAAUUGCUCCAGAGGUAGUAAUGAGUGAAGAACGUGUAACGGGAACAGUAACUACGGAAGUCAGAGUAUCUGAAACUUCAGGUGGAGAUAUAACUGGAAGAAUCAGCUACGAAAAUCGAGGAGAAUGUUUCUUUCUGCCUUACACAAAAGAUGAUGUUGAAGGAAAUGUCACAUUGAGAUCUGGUGAUAAAGUUAGUUUCCAAAUCGCGACAAAUAACCGGUAUAAAAUUUUUAGUGGCAAUCUUGGUGCAUGCCAUGUACGUCUGGAAAAUCCAGCCCAUCCGGUGAAGUACCAAGGUGUUGUUUGUUCAAUGAAAGAAAGCUUUGGGUUUAUUGAGAGAGCUGAUAUUGUGAAAGAAAUAUUCUUUCACUUCUCAGAAACCAAAACCACAGAAGAAUUGAAAUUGGGAACUGAUGUGGAAUAUAUCAUCCAAACACGCAACGGAAAGGAAGUGGCAUGUAACAUCAUUCGUCUACCAACUGGUACAGUAAUAUUCGAAGAUGUGAAGCCCGAAAUCAUCAAAGGCCAAGUUUUGAAACCUAUUGACCGGGGUCCUCGCAAUCCCAAUGAAGCCCUUCCGGGUCGUAUAAGAUUUAGAGCACCUGAUCAUGCAGAAGUAGAAAUUUCAUUCAGCGAAAAAGACCAAUCGGGUGAUUUCACUUUACGCCACGGUGACUGGGUACAGUUCCAGGUUGCCACAGACAGAAGAGAUGGUUUAGAUAGAGCCACUAACAUUAUCUUAUUAGAUGAGAGUUUCAAGGUAUCUGGCGAGAAACGAGAGCAAGGAGUUGUUGUAUCUAUUAAGGAAGGUUUUGGUUUUUUGAAAUGUGUCGAGCGGGAGGCUAGGUUGUUUUUCCAUUUCAGCGAAGUUCUCGAUGCUGACCGAAGCAAAAUAGUUCAAGCAGGUGACGAAUUUGAGUUCACUGUAGUCCAGGAUCAAACAAGUUCAAGCUUGUAUUCGAAUAAUCGACAAAGUGCCAUUAGAAUGAAAUGGUUACCGCCUGGUACUGUACAAUUUGAAAUUAGAAUAGAGAAUGAUCUUACGGGUAUUGUAACAAAUGAUAUUCCUCUGAGUAACUGGAACAAUCGUAGUCCUAUCAAAAAUCAGAACGGAGUCAGUGCUGAGGCUGCAGUUGAGUCCGGACUCAUUACCUAUAAUGUUGAUGGCGAAAAGAAGACAAUUCCCUUCUACUCCAAAGAUUGUAAUUUGAAACAUUUUCCAAGAACAGGAGAUAAGGUUCGUUUCAGUAUAAAUCAAGUUAAACGAAACAAGGAACUGAUAGCAACAGAUAUAGAAAUAAUACAGCCAGCUACACAGGCAAAUGGGAUGAAACAUGCAGUCUCUAGACACAACGGACAAGUUUAUCAAGGUUUUAUUGCAGCUCUGAAAGAUGGGUUUGGGUUCAUUGAGACCAUUCAGCAUGAUAAAGAAGUUUUUUUUCAUUUCAGCAAUUUUGAUGGUGAAGCCCCUACUUUGGAACUGGGUCAAGAAGUUGAAUACAAUCUGGGGACUAGAGGUAAUUCUGGGUCUUGCUCUUCUGCAGAAAAUGUCAAAAUUGUACCAAAGGGAACCAUUUCUCUACCUCCGUUCAGUGGAGAAAUUCUAGAAGGAACAAUUGUUAGACCGUUAAGAUCAGUUAAUCCUGACCAGACUGAGUAUUCUGGACUAAUCAGAAUCAAAAGCGAUGAUCCAAAUGAAAAACCGAUGGAGUAUGAAUUUGGUAUCAUGGGUCUCGUCAAUAAAAGAGAACUGCUUCAAGUGGGAGACCAUGUUCAAUUUCAAGUAGAUUCCACAGGUAGGGCUGCCAACAUUGUGGCGGUGAGAAAAAAGUUGAGGGCCACUGUGGAUGCUAUCAAAGGUCACUUUGGAUUUUUGGCGUAUGAAGUUGAAGAAGGCAAAAAGCUAUUCUUCCAUAUGACUGAAGUUAAAGACAACGCAGGUCUUCAAGUAGGAGACACUGUGGAAUUUGUGCUUGUGACGAAUCAUAGAAGUGGCAAGUCAUCGGCUUGUAAUGUUGUCAAAGUGAGUGAUGUACAAGCUAGACCAGAAAGACUAAUAAGUAGACUGCGCACCAUAUCGGUAGACGAUACUGGGCCAAAGUUGACGUUGAUGCGUCAACCAAAAGGACCAGACGGCUCGAAGGGAUUCUCAUCUGAUGCACGUACUCUUCGUAUACCAGGUGCCGUGCCCGAAUAAUUUUAAUGUUCAACAUUAAGUCAUUUUCAUUCAUGUCAUUUACAAAACUGUAGCAACUAACUUACUCUCUUGUUAGCAAUGGAGUUGGAAUUAUAUACUGUAUUUUAUAAA